Molecule: messenger RNA, 2517 nt
Organism: Gaeumannomyces tritici R3-111a-1
Lineage: Eukaryota; Fungi; Ascomycota; Sordariomycetes; Magnaporthales; Magnaporthaceae
Product: inosine-5'-monophosphate dehydrogenase IMD4
Exons: 4
Coding region: 382-2016 (544 amino acids)
Biological process (GO): GTP biosynthetic process
Cellular component (GO): cytoplasm
Molecular function (GO): IMP dehydrogenase activity
Source: RefSeq, a predicted model, not a curated record
GAGACUGACUGUUGCAACUCGUCAUGGUCCCAGAUCGUUCGCUUGGCACCCUGCCAAAUGCUUGAUUGGUCUGUGCGCGGUGCACCGCCCGCCAAACUGUGGCGUCACGCAGACCAGAUUCUUUGUGCCCCGCAGUCGGCGACCGCAUGAAAUUGGAAGAAAAAAAAUUGGUGUGCCUCCGUUUCCCUUCUUUUCCCUUUUUCUUUCUUUUGGGAAGAAGACAAGCUCUACCGGCCUGGCAACCUGCGAAAUCGGAUUGACCGGCUAUCUUCGACCUCGAGACGCCGAGACAGCCUGGCUUUUCGUUGUCACUGUGUCCUCUCGCUGGCUCUUUUCCUCCCUCGUUCUUCCUUUCUUUGAUACCCCUCCCUCCAGCACACAAUGUCUGCCGCAAACCUGAGCGCGACAUGGAUCAAUGGAUCUACCAAGUUCCUUGAUUUCAAGAACGCCGAGGAGCUCCUCGAGGAGUACGAGAGCCGCGAUGGUCUCGACGUCCGCCAGCUGCUGGACUCCAAGGUCAACGGCGGCCUGACAUACAACGACUUCCUCGUGCUCCCGGGCUACAUUGGCUUUGCUGCCUCCGAGGUCGGCCUCGAUUCGCCAGUCACCAAGAGAAUCUCCCUCAAGACUCCCUUUGUGUCGUCGCCCAUGGACACGGUGACGGAGCACGAGAUGGCCAUCCACAUGGCCCUCCAGGGAGGCCUCGGCGUCAUCCACCACAACUGCUCGGCCGAGGCGCAGGCCGACAUGGUGCGCAAGGUCAAGCGCUACGAGAACGGCUUCAUCCUCGACCCCGUCGUCAUCAGCCGUGCCACCACUGUUGGCGAGGCCAAGGCGCUGAAGGAGAAGUGGGGAUUCGGUGGCUUCCCUGUCACUGAGAAUGGAAAGCUCGGCUCUAAGCUGCUGGGCAUCGUGACGAACCGCGACAUCCAGUUUGAGGACGAUCCCGAGACCUCGAUCGAGAACGUGAUGGUUAAGGACCUCAUCACGGCGCCCCACGGCAUCGACCUGAUCGAGGCCAACAAGAUCCUGGCCAAGUCCAAGAAGGGAAAGCUGCCGAUUGUGGACAAGGACUUCAACCUCGUCUCGAUGAUUUCGCGGUCCGAUCUGACAAAGAAUCUUUACUUUCCCCUUGCGUCGAAGCUGCCCGAUUCGAAGCAGCUCCUCUGUGCCGCCGCCAUCGGCACGCGGCCCGAGGACAAGGUGCGCCUCCAAAAGCUUGUGGACGCCGGCCUAGACAUUGUCGUCCUCGACAGCAGCCAGGGAAACAGCAUGUACCAGAUCGAGAUGAUCAAGUGGAUCAAGCAGACCUUCCCCGGCCUUGACGUCAUUGGCGGAAACGUCGUGACCAGGGAGCAGGCUGCCGCGCUCAUCGCAGCUGGCGUUGACGGGCUGCGCAUCGGCAUGGGAAGCGGCAGUGCCUGCAUCACCCAGGAGGUCAUGGCCGUCGGCCGUCCCCAGGCUACCGCCGUCUACAGCGUCAGCUCCUUCGCCGCCAGGUUCGGUGUGCCCUGCAUCGCCGACGGUGGAAUCCAGAACGUCGGCCACAUCGUCAAGGGCCUGGCUCUUGGUGCCUCGACCGUGAUGAUGGGAGGCCUGCUUGCAGGCACCACCGAGUCCCCCGGUACCUCGUUCGUGUCUCGUGAGGGUAAGCUUGUCAAGGCGUACCGUGGCAUGGGCAGCAUCGACGCCAUGCAGGACAAGAAGGCCGGCGGUGGUGGCAAAGACAGCCAGAAGAGCAAUGCUGGUACCGCCCGCUACUUCUCUGAGGGUGACAGCGUUCUGGUCGCCCAGGGUGUUUCCGGAGCCGUGGCGCAUCGGGGAUCCAUCUCCAAGUUCCUCCCAUACCUUGCAGCGGGGUUGAAACACUCCAUGCAAGACACUGGAAUCCAGAGCCUCAGGGAGCUCCACGAUGGCGUGGCGAAUGGCACUGUGCGGUUCGAGAUCCGGACGGCAAGUGCCCAGCUGGAGGGUGGAGUGAACAUGGAGUCAUACGAGAAGAAGCUCUACGCAUAAAUGCUAAAUAAGAACUCGGCUCGCGGCCAGUUGGCAUCUUUUUGACGAUUCCGUUGUCAACCAAAUCAUGGGAGAUAAAGCAUGACAUGAGGCAGAGCCCUGGGGGGGGAUAGAAGCCAGGAAAAGGCCGCCACUUGGCGGAUCUUGUGUUGGUCAGACUAGGCAUGCAAGUUCCCGGAAUUCCGGCUUUGCCCACGGCGAAUGAAACCGUCUAUGACGGUGGCAGUGGGUGUUAAAGGAGGGCACACAGAACAGAAUCUGCUGCAUAACGGGGCAAGCCCGGAAGCAUGAUACCAGCGGUGGUUGAAAAAAAAAUCGGACAUUGUCCAAAGCGAAAAUAUUUUGCGGUGCCUUCGCUUCCUGGUUGUCUGGAUUUCCAUCUAUGAGACGGGCCAGGAAUUGAGGGACAUCUUCGAGUAGACGCAUGACUCCAGCGAUAUCGGCGUCUUUGCUUGACAAGACGAGGGGUAAAAAAAAAGACGCGUUCCCAAUUCAAACCAA